Henningerozyma blattae CBS 6284 is the source of this 408-nucleotide messenger RNA. RefSeq lists its product as uncharacterized. The coding region runs from base 1 to 408 and encodes 135 amino acids. NCBI's taxonomy places the organism in Eukaryota, Fungi, Ascomycota, Saccharomycetes, Saccharomycetales, Saccharomycetaceae. Gene Ontology annotation, cellular component: cytoplasm. Gene Ontology annotation, molecular function: RNA binding. The record is from RefSeq and is a predicted model, not a curated record. The transcript has a single exon.
AUGUAUGUACCUGCGAAGGCAUAUUCCACUUGGGUUCAAACCGAACUAAAUAAGGAUUACAUCUCUCUUUAUAAUAUCGUCGAAUGCACCUUGUCCAAGGGCAUUCAGACUGACCACGAGAUUUAUGAAAACAUUUUGGAUGCUUUAUAUAAUAUAUCAUUUGAUGGCAAUACUGAUGCUAGUAUUUUUAGAUCUACUACUUUGGGGUUAAGAAAUAAAGCAAGAGAACUGGACAUAUCCAUCAGUGAUGAUUGGAUUUCUAGAAGAAUUCUGAAAUCGUUAAAAGGAAACUAUGCUGGUAUCAACGCAGAUUAUCUUAAAAUAUCAGGUAGCUAUGAUUUAGAAGAAUUACUAUUUACAAUUCAAAAAAAGUCGUCAGAAAUAGCAGGGUUAUCUAAAAAUUUCUAA